This is a messenger RNA of Gongylonema pulchrum, 996 nucleotides long. The record is from the annotation of a GenBank genome assembly. Lineage: Eukaryota; Metazoa; Nematoda; Chromadorea; Rhabditida; Gongylonematidae.
AUGUUUUGUAUUACUUUUGCAGAGAAGCGUGGUCGAAAAAGGAUCAAGCGAGGAGGUCCUGAAGGUCCGGAUGAUGAGCGGAUCGUGAUAAGCAGUAACACAUCCAGUUACUCGCCAAACACUGAUUCAAACAAAAAGAGUAUUACUGAAGCAUCUCCACUGUCUUCAUACACAUCACCAGGAAAUACAUCGAGAAUAAGCACCGGAAUCGCCGAUCCGUUGAAGACUCUGCCCGAGAAGGAAACAAACAGUGUGGCUAGCAGUAAUCCCCCGCUGUUUUCAUUCGGCAAAAAGGAUGAUUCAGUUAAGGAUAGGGAAGCACCAGCUCUACGUUUUGGUCAGUGGCCUGCGAAGGAUGCGGGGGACAACACGAAUACUGAAACGACGAAAGAGCAGUUCGGAGAUGUAGCGUCCAGUACUGGAACAACUCCUGUGUUUUCAUUUUUGAAGCCACCACUAGCUGCUGAUGGAAACGCUGAAGGAGCGGCAAAGCCUCCAUUUGGUACCCCAAUUUCCUCGUUUUGUUUCGAUAUUUCUUUGAUUAGCUGUCGUGUCAAUGUGCGCAUCCAAUUUGCUUUCACAUUUGGUGCACCACCCGCAACAACGCAACAGUCCGGACAGAAUCAAGAGGGUGAAGAGGAGUACGUGCCACCUAAACCAGAGGUCGUAUUGACAGAGGAGCCGAAUGCGAUAUUCACAGCCAAAUGCUCCGUGUUUGUACUAAAAGAAAAAGAAUUCCACAAACUUGGUAUUGGGCAAUUACAUAUCAAAAAAGGUGAUAGUGAAAGUGCGAAAAAGAUAUUACUGAUUCGCGCAGCCACCACUACGGGUACUGUUUGGGUGAACACGUAUAUCGAUGAAACGAUGAAAUGUGUAAAAUUGGAAGGCAACAAAUUAAGGGUGAGCUGUGUUGUGGGUAGUUCUCCAUCAACGUAUUUGGUACGUUUGCCAACAGCAUCGGACUGCGCGAAAGUUAGUGAAGAAAUUGGCUCAUAG